GCCAGUAUAUAAAGAUGUACUGUGCGUCGAAACAUAUGUAACAAUUGCGUUUCGAUCACGUUCGGCCGCUGUUCAAAGGUCGUGUUUAGGAUAGUUGCGAUUAAUCAGAUAGGACACAAUGGAAAAGUUCGUGUUGCUUGUACAAGUAUUAUUCAUUGUUUCAUUCGCAAAAGGAUUUACAAAUAUUUAUCCCAAAUCAAAGGAUUAUCCGCUUCGCAAUGAAGAAGAUUGUGGUGCGCCUCUUUUCCUGACACCACUUAUUGAAAGCGGUAAAGUAGAUGAGGCCCGUAGUAAAGCUGCUGUGCAACAUAAAGAUAUGAACGAUGUCAGUAGCUAUUCUGGUUAUUUAACUGUUAACAAACAAUACAAUUCGAACAUGUUCUUUUGGUUCUUUCCGGCCUUGCAUAAUCCAAAGACCGCUCCUGUAGUAUUAUGGCUGCAAGGUGGCCCUGGAGCCACGUCCAUGUAUGGCUUAUUCUUGGAAAACGGCCCAUUUAUAGUUACUGAAAAUAAAACUCUUGAAAUGCGUGAAUACUCUUGGAACAAGUGUCAUAAUUUGCUUUACAUUGAUAAUCCAGUUGGCACUGGAUUUAGUUUUACGGAGAAUGAAAAAGGCUAUGCUACUAAUGAAACAGAUGUGGGAAGAGAUGUGCAUACUGCCUUAGUCCAAUUCUUUAAGUUAUUCCCAGAACUUCAGACCAAUGACUUUUAUGUCACUGGUGAAUCGUAUGGAGGAAAAUAUGUACCGGCUGUAUCUCAUGCUAUUAAAGAUUAUAAUAUCAAGGCACAGACAAAAAUAAACUUAAAAGGUUUAGCAAUUGGAAAUGGAUUGACUGAUCCAGUGAAUCAGUUGCAAUAUGGAGAUUAUUUGUAUCAGAUAGGUUUAGUUGAUACAAAUGGCAGAAAUCAAAUCCAUACAUAUGAAAAACAGGGUAAAGAUUUAAUAAAGGAGGGGAAAUAUGUAGAAGCCUUUAAUUUGUUUGAUGAACUUAUUGAUGGUGAUUUAACCGAAGAACCUUCAUUGUUUAAAAAUUUAACUGGUUUCGAUUAUUACUUUAAUUUUUUGCAUAAUCAGGAUCCAAGUAAUGAUUCCGAUUAUAUGCUACAAUGGCUUCAAACAGCAGAUAUUAGAAAAACCAUACAUGUUGGCAAUUUAACAUUCAAUAUCGAAUCUAAAAAAGUAGAAGAAUAUUUGAAAGGAGAUAUUAUGCAGUCUAUGGCAGUUCUAGUAGAAGAUCUUGUUCAACAUUACAGAGUUCUUAUAUACAAUGGACAACUUGAUAUUAUUGUGGCAUAUCCUUUGACGGAAAACUAUAUCAGAAACUUAAAAUGGCCUGGAGCCAAGAAGUACAAAACAGCACAGAGAAAAGCAUGGUAUGUUGGAACUGAAUUAGCUGGGUAUUCAAAGACCGUUGAUAACUUGACAGAGGUCUUAGUAAGAAAUGCUGGACACAUGGUUCCUUCUGAUCAGCCAAAAUGGGCUCUUGAUCUCAUCACUCGUUUUACAUACAAUAAAAGUUUCUAAGUAAUUUAA
Bombus pascuorum is the source of this 1534-nucleotide messenger RNA. RefSeq names its product venom serine carboxypeptidase. NCBI's taxonomy places the organism in Eukaryota, Metazoa, Arthropoda, Insecta, Hymenoptera, Apidae. Gene Ontology annotation, molecular function: serine-type carboxypeptidase activity. The transcript has 2 exons. The coding region runs from base 119 to 1525 and encodes 468 amino acids. Gene Ontology annotation, biological process: proteolysis. The record is from RefSeq and is a predicted model, not a curated record.